Messenger RNA from Acipenser ruthenus (sterlet), 3833 nucleotides. RefSeq names its product fibronectin type III domain-containing protein 7-like. Lineage: Eukaryota; Metazoa; Chordata; Actinopteri; Acipenseriformes; Acipenseridae. The transcript is spliced from 14 exons. The coding region runs from base 239 to 2701 and encodes 820 amino acids. The record is from RefSeq and is a predicted model, not a curated record. Gene Ontology annotation, molecular function: protein binding.
CCCCAUAGGAAGACACUGAUAGGUCAGUCAAAUCUGAAGAGGCGGGACGAGACCUAAGUAUUUAUUUCAACAGUGAGCAAGAAAAGGUCUGUACAGUAACAGGCAAUUAAAAAAAGUGAGUCAAAGUAAAACCCCAAUGAUUAUAAGCAGUUUAAACAGAAAUACUGAAAGCAAGAAACAACAGCUUCACCAUUAGGCAUUUAUACUCUUUGACAAAAAGAAGAAAUAAUAUUGAAGAAUGGGAACAAGCAGAUUAGCAUCGUGUAUGAUUAUUGGUUUCAUAAGCAUAUGCAUGACUGAGAUCACUGCCACCAACAAAGGAUUUUCUGUAUCGAUGUACACUGUGACAUCAAAAAGCAUUUCAGUACAAUGGUCCAGGGUUCCAGGAAUCCACUCAGUCAAGGUCACUGCGACUCCUAAAACCGUACCAGGGACUCCAGUGUUUGUUCAGUUCAAUGGUGCCACAAUCAUUGGGUCCAUUGUCUCCCUGACCCCUAGUACCAGCUACACUGUGAAUGUGGAAGCUAUAGACAGCCUUGGCACCGUGCUGGCAAGCGCUGAGAUUGAGCAACGCACAGCCCCUGAUGUGCCCAGCAUUGACCAGGCAUACUCAAAGCAGAGUAGCAGCAUCACUGUGGAAUGGACAGCAGUUGCUGGGGCCACUGGCUAUACUCUGAGAGCCGAAGAUGGGAAAUCCAUCAUUGAAACCACAGUCACUGACUCUCCAGGAACAAUCACUAACCUGGACCCUGCUACUCAAUACAUGAUCAGCCUCAUGUCUGUCAAUGCAGGAGGGAGAAGCCAGCCCUCACUGCCCAAGAAAGCAAAGACAGUUCUGGCCGCACCAGUACUCUCCUCCAGUUCCCCCAGCAAUGACUCCAUUGUGGUGACCUGGGAGCCAGUGUACAUGGCCGUUGAGUACAAGCUUUCACUCAUGAGGGCCGAUGGAGUAGGCAGUCGGCUGAAUAUAAACACCUCUCAAACCACCAUGACCUUCUCUGGACUGGAUUCUGGGAUCACCUACAGCAUAAAAGCCAAUGCUUGGGAUUCCAGCCACACUCAGGGAGAUGACUUCUCGGUCACUCAGAUUACAAGACCCGCAGUUCCGAGCUCAGUUGAGCUGGCUAUGAUUAGCCGGUCCAUGGGUGUGGAUGUGUCUUGGUCUUUGGUGGAGGGGGCUGAGAUUUACACAGUUCUGGGCUCCAGUAGACUGAACUGCACCUCAGUGUUCUCCUCCUGUACCAUCUCUCCCCUGGAGUGUGGAAAUAACUACUCAGUCAGUGUGGUAGCCAGCAAUAAAGCAGGGCCUAGCUCCCCCUCCGAACCUGCUAAUUUCCUAACAGUUCCCUGUGCCCCACAAGGCAUUAGAAUAGAAGUGGUCAAUCCUGGCAACCUGACAGUGUCCUGGUCCACAGUACCCCUCGGAGAAUACUACAUAGUCUAUGUGAAAAGAGACGAUGGCUUGGAGGUGUUCUGUAACACCACGCUGAGCACAUGCGAUUACCAGUUUCAGUGUGGCUUUACAUAUUUCACCACUGUCUUUGCCUAUAACGCAGCUGGACAGAGUCCUUUAGGCAGUGUUUUAAACUACACUACUGCGCCAUGCUGUCCAGCUGACAUCAAGCCAGCCUUUGUGUCCAGUGACACUCUGGAGAUCACCUGGUCCCCAGUCCGUGGGGCUGAAGUGUAUGAGACCAGGGCAGGCGAUGGGACCAGUGUGAUUCACUGCAAUGAUACAGCCACUGUCUGCGCCCUGUCUGCGUUAAAAUGCAACACCAGAUACAGCGUGAUCAUCUCCUCCUGCAGUGAGAUCAGGGGCUGCAACACCUCCUGUGUGCCACAUUACGUAACGACGGCUCCCUGCAGCCCACAGAUCAAGGUGACAGAGGUGACUCCGUUCACGUUUAAUGUCUCCUGGAGCUCAGACAACAAGAAAGCCAAUUACACUGUGUCGAUUCGUGGGGGGGUGGGUCUGGAGGCGGAGUCUAGGACCCACAGAAGCUCUGGGAACUUCUGGGUUGUAUUCAGUAAUCUGCCCUGUGGCUCCACCUUUUACGUUAGCGCCAUUGCCACCAGCCCUGAAGGAGAGAGCUUGCCCAGCUACACCGUGCCACUGGAGACAGCUCCCUGCUGCCCUCAGAAUCUGACGGUCACUCAGGUGACACAGGCCAUGACCAACGUGAGCUGGUCUGUCGGACGAGGGGCUCAGUCAUACGUUACCAUGCUGGAGUCUCUCCGAGGAGAGGCCAAGUGCCACACACUGCAGUCCCACUGCCUGCUGGGAUGCAUCACCUGUGGGACCAACUACACUGUGUCCUUGCAGUCUAUUAGUGACACUGGCCUUACAUCAGAGUGCAUGUACCAAGGAUACUCCUCCAGUGCCUGCUGUCCUUCCAGUGUGAAGCUGUACAGACUGGCUAACAAUGCAGUCAGAGUGUACUGGCGUGCCCCUGGCGGCUCCCACAAUUACACUGCAGAUCUGUAUGGGUCCAACGCCAACUACACCUGCACCCCCUCCCCAGGGUCCAGUUCCUGUGACAUCAGUGAGGUCUCCUGUGGGGACGUCUACACUGUCGUUGUGUCACCCAUAACCAGUAAUGGAUCCAAAGUGACAUUCUGCCCGAGAAAAGUAUAUUCAGUAUCCUGUUCCGGAAGCAAUGUUGGAAUGGUUAUAUAUCGAGGAAAAAGAAGUGUGGAAUAGCGAAAGAAUCUCAACCUGAAAUGAAAUCAAGUACAUCCCGAUGAAAGAUAUUAGACAACUUCCUAAACACCUGUCUCAAAAAAAUAAUUAUAUAUAGAGAGAGAUUAUACUUAAAUGGUUGGCUUCACAGUCCCUAGUUUGCAACAACUUAGAGGUAAAGAAACACAAUAGCUUCCCGGAAACAUGGUUCACUAAUUGAACGAUGGCAAGCAAAAACCAAACAAUGCACCAUGCCAAAAAAUGAGAUCUGUUUUUCACUGCUGUAAUAAAGUAUUCUGACCACCACUGAACCAGUCUGUAAAUUGACAUGGUUAUCUGACAGGGUGUAAUCUCUGGUAAGCAAGAUGCUCAAGUUUGAAUCCCUUACACUUUCAUACAGCCUGUCAGCCUGUUUUAUUUUUCAUUUACAUUGAUUAUAUGCAAGGUUAUUACCAUUGGAUUUCUAAAUGAUUUCAGAUAUCUAUACUUAAGAACAAUGUAACCAAGUAACAAGAAGUAAACCUCCAGAGGAAAUGUGAGAGUUUUGGAAGAAGACUUAAACAGUGUGUUUUUUUUAUUACUUCAUAAACAACAAUUCUAGUAAUACUAGUAGUUAAUUAAUGACUGCCCCCACACACUUGUUGUUCAGCCUUUAAUAUUGUGAGGCUGGACACACUUUUCCUUAUACAAAAAAAAAUUAGCACCUGCAACAUAUAGUACACACUUUUGGGUAAAAGGCUGUCCCUCCCAUCACUGAUUUAUGUGUAAAUGAAAAUAUAAUAUCCUCUUGAGACUACCAUACAGUCUAUUAUACAACAGAGGUUGGAAGACGAUAUAUAAAAGCUGCAUCUCCCUGUUGCAUAUCAGUUUCAAUCCUAAUGUUAAGACAGCCGAUCGUACAGACAUACCCUUUAGAAUGAUCAGUGCCAUCCUGGCUGCCCAAGGUGGCCACCCCAACAUUUUUUAUUUUAGACAGCUGUUUCUAAUUUCUGGUUCUUAAGAUGAAGAUAAAUGACCUCAGUUUGUCUCAAGUCAAUCAAAGCUUUCCUCACAUUUCCAUCGGAUGUCAUUCAAUUUCUCUUGCUAUUUCUUGGAAUGUGAUUGUUAUAAAUUGUAACAGUGCAAUCCAAACUCUAAUAAAAUAUUGUGUCUU